This is a messenger RNA of Indicator indicator, 1194 nucleotides long. RefSeq names its product alanine--glyoxylate aminotransferase (gene AGXT). NCBI's taxonomy places the organism in Eukaryota, Metazoa, Chordata, Aves, Piciformes, Indicatoridae. Gene Ontology annotation, molecular function: L-alanine:glyoxylate transaminase activity; L-serine:pyruvate transaminase activity. Bases 16 to 1194 code for a protein of 392 amino acids. The transcript is spliced from 11 exons. The record is from RefSeq and is a predicted model, not a curated record. Gene Ontology annotation, cellular component: peroxisome.
GCUCGGCUCCUGGGAAUGGCCACCAGCUUGCUCCGUGUUCCCCCACCCCAGGGGCUGCUUCGGCCCCUGGCUGUGCCAGAAAGGUUGCUGCUGGGGCCGGGGCCCAGCAAUGUGCCCCCCCGCAUACUGGCUGCAGGGGGCCGACAGCUCCUGGGCCAUAUGCACCCUGAGGUGCUGCAGGUGAUGGAUGAGAUCAAGGCAGGCAUCCAGUAUGCCUUCCAGACACAGAACCAGCUGACCUUGGCCAUCAGUGGCACUGGCCACUGUGCCAUGGAGGCUGCCCUCCUGAACCUGCUGGAGCACGGUGACACUGCGCUGGUGGCCAUCAAUGGCAUCUGGGGACAACGCGCUGCCGACAUCGCCAGGAGAUUAGGAGCCAAAGUCCACGAGCUGCUGAAGCCACCGGGUGAGUACUUCACUCCGUGGGACAUAGAGGAGGGCCUGGUGCACCACAAGCCCUCAGUGCUCUUCAUCACUCACGGCGAGUCCUCCACUGGAGUGCUGCAGCCGCUGGAGGGGCUGGGCGAGCUGUGCCACCGGCAUGGCUGUCUGCUACUCGUGGAUGCGGUGGCAUCACUUGGGGGAGCCCCCAUCUUCAUGGACCAGCAGGAGAUUGAUGUUCUGUACUCAGGGUCUCAGAAAGUCCUCAAUGUCCCCCCUGGCAGUGCCCUCAUCUCCUUCAGCAAGCGAGCCAGGGAGAAGAUGCUAAGGAGGAAGACAAAGCCCUUGUCCUUCUACCUGGACAUGGGCUGGCUGGCAAACUACUGGGGCUGUGACGAGGAGCCACGGAGGUACCACCACACAGCACCCAUCAACAGCUUCUUCAGCCUGCGAGAAGGCUUAGCCAUGCUGGUGGAACUGGGUCUGGAGAGCUCAUGGGAGCAGCACCAGGCUAACUGCGUCCAGCUGUGCCAGGGCCUGCAUGAUCUGGGUCUUGAGCUCUUUGUGAAGGAGGAGAAGGCAAGACUUCCCACCAUCACCACUGUCAAGGUGCCCAAGGGUUACAACUGGAAGGAUAUAGUAGCCUUUCUCAUGGACAACCAUGCCAUCGAGAUUGCUGGGGGCCUAGGUCCUUCUGUGGGCAAGGUCCUGCGAAUCGGGCUCAUGGGCUGCAACUCGACCAGGUGCAAUGUGGACCGUCUGCUGCGUGCCCUGCGAGAUGCCCUCGGGCGCUGCCACCGCAGCAGUCUGUGA